Saccostrea cuccullata (small rock oyster) is the source of this 2030-nucleotide messenger RNA. RefSeq names its product sterol O-acyltransferase 1-like. The transcript has 16 exons. The record is from RefSeq and is a predicted model, not a curated record. Gene Ontology annotation, biological process: cholesterol metabolic process. Gene Ontology annotation, cellular component: endoplasmic reticulum membrane. The coding region runs from base 94 to 1719 and encodes 541 amino acids. NCBI's taxonomy places the organism in Eukaryota, Metazoa, Mollusca, Bivalvia, Ostreida, Ostreidae.
CCUGGUUCACCACGUGAGGACCAAUCAUAAAUAAGCGGUGAUGAGUUUCACCUAGCAUUGUUGAGAAGAAAAUUGACUGAAGAAACAUUAAAAAUGAGUGAGGGAGACAACAGUAGACCAACAGAAAAUGGUUUCACCCGCCCAAUGGCUGAGAAUGUAGAUGAUAUAACUUGGAUAAAUAAAAUGAACUCACAAAUUGGCUAUCAGAAGAUAAAGUCACAAGCUCAGCAACUGAAGCAGGACCUGCAGCAGGCUUUUACACAGGAACUAGACAGUCUGGUGGACGGGUUUAUAGAAGAGGUGGAGUUAAUGGAGGGAAAGGAGGGGCUCUCUAACAACGUCAGCUUCUCAGAUCUCCGCCCGAGUGUGUCAGACUCUAGGCAUGAAAAUGUAAUCAAAAAGAAACGUGAAGGAGGGGAACUUCCAGACAAAGAAUUUAUGCCCAGGAAUUCAGUGUUAACAGAUUUGUUCCGGAUAAAAGAUGUGAAGACCAUUUACCAUAUCUUCGUAGCCAUUCUGAUUGUGUUCAGUCUCAAUACUCUUGUGUAUGAUCUCAUUAAUGAAGGGAGGUUAAAUCUCAGCUUUGACCUGAUCCAGUAUGGGAUGGGGAAAUUCUCUAAAGUGAUGGAGCUCUGGGUCACCAUGACCCUGUCAACCUUUCUGGUGGUCUACCCAGGGUUCUACUACUGGUCAAUGCACAGAACACCAGGCAGAGUGGGUGGGUACGACAUAGCAGCUGGCUGUAUCUAUAUUCUGUAUCAACUAGUAUUUCUUCUGUGGCCCAUUAAGUACAUCACUGACAAUUCCUUACCUCCAGGUUCCAGCAUCAUAGUCACAGCGGAGCAGAUCCGAUUAAUGAUGAAAGUCCAUGCUUUUGUUAGAGAAAAUGCCGCAAAAGUAUUAGCGUACAAGAAAGAUGAUAAUUCUGAGGAUCAUGUUUGCCCCGAUUUCUCCAAGUAUCUGUAUUUCUUGUUCAUCCCAACCCUUGUCUACAGAGACUCUUAUCCAAGGACACAGAAGAUUCGCUGGAGUUACGUGGUCAGUAAUUUAGGACAGGUGCUUGCCUGUUUGUUCUACACGUACUACAUCUUUGAGAGAUUUCUCGUGCCUGUCUUCCGUAACUUUGGUCGUGAGCACAUUACAGCCAAGGCUCUGAUUUUGUCUGUGUUUGGCUCCAUGUUGCCUGCUACGCUAGUCUUAGUUCUGGGCUUCUUUGCUAUCUUGCAUUCCUGGUUUAAUGCCUUUGCAGAAAUGAUGACUUUUGCAGACAGAAUGUUUUACAAGGAUUGGUGGAACUCCACAUCCUUUGCUAGCUACUACAGGACUUGGAAUAUUGUUGUACAUGACUGGCUGUAUACUUACAUUUACAAGGAUGCAUUCAAGCUUUUCCCCAACAAUCGUUCCCUGGCCAUGGCGUUUGUGUUUCUGAUCUCGGCUGUGGCUCACGAGUACGUGCUGAUCAUGUGCUUCAAGUUCUUCUAUCCUGUUUUGUUCGUCAUGUUCAUGGGAGCUGGGUUUGGGUUCAUCUUCUUUAAGGGAGUGGGUAGGGGCUGGAAUGUGUUUCUGUGGCUGAUGUUGAUAAUGGGGAACGGAACGUUGAUGUGUCUGUACAGUCUGGAGUGGUACGCGCGACAGAGGUGUCCAGAAAAUACGAAUAACUUUUUGGAUUAUCUCAUUCCUCGAUCAUGGACCUGUGACUUUGAAGCCAUGGAAAACUGAACAGCUUUUCUUCUUUUCCAUAUAUGUGCAAUAUUGUUUAUAUUUUAUGAGGUAUACUUCAGAAUACAACAUUAUUAUUAUUUUUUUGGAAAUAAUUGAUGUACAUUAUACAUGUAUGCCGGAAAAUUACACAGAAGUCUUAAAGCAUCUGUUCAAUGGACUAUUCAUGCAUGUAUAUUUGUAUAUUAGCUCAGGUUGAUAGCAUAAUAUCCAUUUUCUACAUAUAUGUGUUUUCCUUACCCUUCAAAUGUACAUCUGUAAAAAAAAAAUGAUGAUUUUGUUUAAUAUUAAUUUGUCAGAUUUUUUUUUCU